Betta splendens (Siamese fighting fish) is the source of this 3086-nucleotide messenger RNA. It is a transcript of the gene cbx6b, whose product is annotated as chromobox homolog 6b. Lineage: Eukaryota; Metazoa; Chordata; Actinopteri; Anabantiformes; Osphronemidae. The transcript is spliced from 5 exons. The coding region runs from base 269 to 1912 and encodes 547 amino acids. The record is from RefSeq and is a predicted model, not a curated record.
UAGCACAGUCUGUCUGCUUCUGAUGCUCUCUGUUGACUCCAUGAUCGUCCAUGAUCGGGACUCCGUUUCUAAUCGCCUGUUGUUGCGGAGACGGAUCAAAGUGAGGAGGGAUCGUCUCCGCGUGCGCACGGAAAAACCUUCCGGCACUUUUUCCCGUGUUGUGACGUCCUCAGCUUCUUGGAUCCGGAGUUUAGUUAUCCUAUUUUUCUGAUAAUCGCUCGUCAACGCCGCCAACCUGAAGUUCAUUGUCAUCAUCUUGGCCGCCGGAAUGGUGGCCUUCAUCGGAGCCGUUAUCUGCAUCAUCGCCGCCGUCCACACCGGCUCCUCCAAGGCUGCGGCACAGCAGCAGCCGGCGGCCGACAACCACUCGCUGUAUCCGGACGCCGUGGGGCAGAGCUCCGCCGCAGUGGGCUCCGUGGCGCGGCCCGGGUCUCUGGGCGCUCUCCAUGGUUCUGAAACGCCCGACUCCGAGGCGCCCACUUUCAACAUCGGGCUCAGCGGGGCGGGCGGCGUGAGCGGGCUCACCGGACACGACCCCACGGUCAGCCGGCUGAUCUGCACGCCGAUCCCCGCGGGCGAGUGCAACAGCAGAAACUUUCAGCAACAAGCGGACGACCCGUCGCUCUACGCCGGCGAAGACUGGGGCUUCCUCCGCACCACCGCGGAGCAGCUCCGCCAAACGGUUCUGCAGCAGAAGGACCAGAUUUUAAGCGACCAGCGGACCAUCAGGGAGCUCACAGGGAAGCUCUCCGACUGCGAGAAGGGGCUGGACGGAAGGAGCAGCCGCGCGAACAGACGCGGCGGCGCCGCGGGGCUGUGGAGGAGCAACGGUCCGGCGGAGGACGCGCACGUGGAGCGCGUCAUGGUGCGGGACAGCCCGGCGUCCGAAACCGAGGGCGCGCACCUGCUCACCGUCAGGGCGGUGGAUGAGCUGGAGCAGGCGAUCACGCAGCUCAAAGACCGCAUAGAGAAGCUGGAGGCGGACAUCGGCCCAUUUCCACACAACCAAACGGAGAGCAGCAUCUCUGGAGUCCAGGAGGAAAGCAGGAGGUCCGGCGGCCCAGAAAGGCUGGUGGAGCCUGGGCACGGAGCUGCUGCAGACAGGCCCUGGAGACUGGAGGACCUGGAGGGGGAGCUGGAGAAGAAGGUGGAGCUCCUGGAGAAGGAGAGAAAGGCCCUGAGGCUGGAAACCGUGAAACACAGACAAGAAAUAGAGCUGGGCAUCAAUAAACUGCACCAUCGACUCUCAGGGCUGGAGGAAGGGUCUUCAGCGCAUUCCUUCCCAGAGGGCUACAGACUGUCCUUCCCCACGCGGACCAACUACAUGUACGCCGUGGUGAAGCACGCCGUGCCCAGGCUGCGGGCCUUCACCCUGUGCCUGUGGCUGCGGCCGGCGGACGGAGGCAUGGGGACGCCGCUGUCCUACGCCGUCCCCGAGCAGCCCAACGAGCUGGUGCUGCUGCAGGGGCUGCACACGGCCGAGCUGCUCGUCAACGACAAGGUGGCACCGCUGCCCCUGAACCUGUCCAGAGGCAGCUGGCAGCACAUCUGCGUGAGCUGGAGCCAGAAGGGCGGCGCCUGGCAGGCCUACCAGGGGGGCAAGCUGAGGGGCGAGGGCCGCGCGCUGGCCGCCGGGCACCACGUCAGACCCGGAGGCGUCCUCGUCCUGGGGCAGGAGCAGGACUCCGUGGGCGGGGGCUUCGACGCCUCCCAGGCCCUGGUGGGAGAGCUGUCUCAGGUGGGGCUCUGGGACCGGGUCCUGACCUCGGCCCAGGUGGCCAGCCUGGCCCGCUGCAGCAGAAUAAGCCCGGGCGGCGUGACGUCCUGGACCGAGAGCGGGAUCGAGGUUCACGGCGGCGCCACCAAGGACCCGGGGGAGCCGUGCAGUAAACACAGCAGGAGCUCCCAGUGACCAACGGGAGGAGACGGGGGAGAGAGGGGGGUCAGGGGUGGGGGUGGGGGGGGGGGGGGGGGGGGGGGGGGGGGGCUGCAGGACGAGCUGACGAACGCAAAUGCUGUUUAUACCUGGACAAGCUUUUGUUUAUCUCUCACCUCUAGUGAUAAUCAAUUAACUAAUUCCAUUAUUUGGACCGGCACCGGCUGCAUGUGUCACAUCUGUAAUUGAACUCAUUUAUCCUCGUCUCCCAAUGAGAGCGGUCUUUGUUUAGCAUCUUCUGUGCUAAGCUAAGUUAGCGGCUAAUGAGAUGCUUCCCUCUCACCUGACUCUGAGCAGUUCAGACCAGCGGAGACGCGCUCAGAUUGCUGACCUCCUCCCUGGCAGCCGAAAUCCCUCCACCGCGCACUUAAUUAAGGCCUGUGACAGCCUGCGAGUGGAGGUGAAGUGAUGGAAACGCUGGAGGAAGUGGAGGGAAUGUUAAGCAGCGGAUGAUGAAAGGGGGAGGAAAGCGGGACGGGAGCUCAUUGUCUUCAUCCUGCAUGAUGUGUUUGUGUCGGUGACGUCUGUGUGUCAAAACCCAGGGACAAAGUGUCCUGGUCCAAAAAAACAGAUUCUUAUUCUAGAAAGAAAUUGGCAGUCACUAUUUUUAAUCUGUGCAACUAGUGCAACUAUAGGAGCCAAAGUCAGAGCGACGGGUCCAGUGGAGCUUCUUCAGACGUGAUUCCAGAGGUUUUCAGUGUUUUCUCAUUCUCUAUAUAGUGUUUGCGCCCAGUGAGGAGCUGUGUCUGUGCUCACGUCUGUGACCUUGUAAAGACACCACUCGCUUCAUCCGUGUUGAGAUCAGAGCUUUCGGUGGAACUGAGUGUCGCGAGGUCGUGGGUGCUUCUCAGAAAAAGCCAGACUCCCACGUUUGCCGAACGGACGCUGAAUCGGGUCGGAGGCGUCUCAUCCCUGCGUCGGGUCUUGGACGAUGCCUCUCAGGCCGCAGCCUCAGGACGGAGCUGCAGCUUCACUGUUUACACGUGUUGGAAAUGAAACUCAGCUGCUGAAGGAUCUUUGUUGGUCGUUUCUUGCACCAUAUUCCAGCCACUGUUCGUAUCCGUCCACUGCUGUUUGUAUAAAUGCUCGUGUGGUGAUGUAAUGUUCUGCAUUGUACUUAAUGUUUAUUAAAGACCUCACUUACAGAUGA